Messenger RNA from Hypanus sabinus (Atlantic stingray), 4554 nucleotides. Its product is annotated as V-set and immunoglobulin domain-containing protein 10-like 2. Bases 1 to 2016 code for a protein of 671 amino acids. Gene Ontology annotation, molecular function: protein binding. The transcript has 8 exons. The record is from RefSeq and is a predicted model, not a curated record. NCBI's taxonomy places the organism in Eukaryota, Metazoa, Chordata, Chondrichthyes, Myliobatiformes, Dasyatidae.
AUGCAACAGGUUUUCAAAAAAUGGUGCCAAAUUAUCAUAAAGGUGGAAAAUGUGGAACUGGCUACUACAGGAGAGGUCACAUACAUUGAGACCCAAAUAAAAGGGGUCAUAGGUCGAUCUGUGGUGUUGGAAUGUGGCCAGUCCCUGCCCACCAUUUACAUCUGGGGCUUCACGAGACCCGGGUCCAGUGGUAUUCGAGCGGUGCUGUACGAUUACGGGAUGGGUGCCAAACUGCAAAGAAUGGCUUCCAUGUUCGGUGAGGUGAAAGUUCUCUCCGACAGUGCGUCAUUGGUCAUAGACAAUCUUCAGCUGGCAGCUGAGGGCCGCUUCACAUGUCAGAGCUUAUACGACACCAACGAUGGAGCAAAACUCGUGUACGUCUUUGUGGAUUUGUACGUUCUUGUUCCAAUUACCAACCCAUCCAUUCAGAUGAGCACCUCGGCACCUGUUGAAGGGUCCACAGUUUCAAUAGUGUGCUCUGUAGAGAAUGGGACCGGGCCCUUGGAGUACAUCUGGAACAGGCAGGAAACUCCGUCCAGGAGCCCUGUCAACAUCUCCGAGACAACCAGCAGCCAGCUCAACCUCACCUCAGUAAACAGGAACCACACUGGCUGGUACACCUGCACCGCUAGGAACGAAGUGAAUGAAGUCACCAGCAACCGGGUCUGGCUCGACGUGAUCUAUGGUCCCGACCAACCAGCCAUCAACAUAACUCCCUACUCUCUCAACUCAGUGGGUUACUCAGCCAUUGAACAGGACACCAUCUCUAUGACCUGUUCAGCCUCUUCCAAUCCACCCAGCCAGUACAUCUGGUUUCACAACAACUCUCAGAUCUACGCCGGGCAGCAGUUCAUCAUUGAGAGAAUUUCCCGAAGUCAGACAGGAACUUACAUGUGCCUUGCUCACAACACAGUCCUCAACACCAGAACUAAGACUACCAUCGUGCUCACUGUCUACUUGUUGCCUGAAGGGAGACCCAAAUGUUCAGCGACUGGAGUGAAAAACUUAGCAUACACUAUGCUGUCAUGUAGUUGGGAAGGAGGCCUACCACAGGCUUCACUGCAGUGGAAAGACUGGAGAAGCAGCUUCUUGGGAAAGGCUGAGCGGUCCAUCAACAACCAAGUGCUAACUUCGAGUCCAGUGUACGAUGGCAAGGAAUUCACCUGCCAAGCAACGCAUCCUUUGACCAGGAGUAGGUCCUGCAACAUCCAACUAGAGGCCCCCGAACUGCUCACCCCAAGGAAUAUUGUAACUGUUUUCGAGGGGAGUGAUGUCCACCUGACCUGUGUUCUUCGAGCUGCCUACCCCUCCUCCGAGAUCACUUGGCACAACAACAGGAAUGAAAGCAUUUGGCUAAAACCUAAGAAGUAUCUGCUUCAUCGGGAGGCCUUCUGGUCAAAUCUAACUGUUCGAGAAAUAGAUGGAGACAAUGAUAAUGGAUCGUAUUGGUGCACAGCGAGCAAUGUGGUGGGGAGUUCGACCACUGGCAUCAACCUCCACGUGAAGAAGUAUCCUACUCCGCCAAAUGUCACCAUCAGCAAGCUACUGUACAACCGCCAGCGCACUGAAGUGGUUCUGGAGUGGAUAACCCGAGGCUCUGGAGACUUAACGGGUUUUAUGGUGCAGAGGAGACCAGCAAGACGCUCCUUCGCUGGUUGGGGUGAAACUUUGAGAAGGAACUUUGAGGAGCCUGUCACCGACACUCACAUUCCCUGGCAGGUUGUUGCCAAUGCCAUUGACCCUGCAGUCAGAGGUCACAAACUGGGGGGACUGGACCCCACGGUUUUAUAUGCUUUCCGCAUUUUGGCUGUCAAUCACAAGACAACAGGGUAUCCUUCAGAAGUGAAAACUCCAGCUGUCAGGCUUGUUCCUGGGUAUUUUUCAGCUGACCCACCUUUCAGUGCUUUGCCGGCUGUGAUCGGAGCUGCUGUGGUUGGAAUGCUGGUUGCUGUUGCUGGAACAGUUUUGGUGUUUCAAUAUGUUAUGAGGAACCGUGAAAACUUUCCAUGUAAGUAAUUUUCAUCCCACUUGGACAUUAAUUACUUUCAACUUUGAUGCUUCCCAGAUGCAGAAACCAAUAAAAAGCCUUGAUGUAUUGAUGAGUGUGGGAAUUUGCAAACAGUGGUGCAGCCAAUUGAACUGUUGCUUUGCACACCAGAGACUUGGUUUGAUCCUGACCUCAGGUCCUGUUUGUGUGUGGAGUUUGUAUGUUCUCCCUAUGCCUGGGUUUCCUGUGGAUGCUGUGGUUUCUUCCCACAUCCCAAAGAUGUGCGGGCUGGCAGAUUAAUUGGUCAGUGUAAAAUGAUCUUGGUGUGAGGGUGAGUGGUAGUAUCUAGGGAGGUGGGGAAGGGGGAAAGUUGAUGGGAUUGUGGGGAGAAUAAAAGAAACACGAUUCAAGAAGAAACGGGUGCUUAAUGGUUCGUGUCGACACAAUGGGCUGAAAGGCCUGUCUUUGCUGUGAUUUUAUCAUCUACCCCUUUCUUUUAAUGAGUGGAGUUAUAAUUAAGCAUUUCUUGCCCAUGCAUUGCAGAUCCUUAACCCUUCUCUGUAGGUAUGAGAUCUGAGCCAAGGCAAAGAAAUAAAUGCCAGGCAAAUAAAUUUUUUGGGAAAUUUCCCUCUGAGGUUUUCGGAAGAUUGGAGCAUCCAAGAGACUGCAUGUAGCAAGUAGGAACCUUCCUGUAUUUUAUGCAGUCUUUGCUUUCAUCAGGAACAGGCUCCCUCUCAAGGGCGAGCAGUGUAUCAGCAGAUGCAAUGGUUUCUGUAGGCUCACUCACUGUUCUCUGAGGACCAUUAACCAUUCACACUUCUAUGAUGUUAAGAAGUGGCACACAGUAGUCCAAGCUUCACAUCAUAUUGUCUUCGGCUUGAUAUUUCCUCAGUGCUCACAAGGCUAUCAAAACUUUCUUUUUCUUAUAAAAUCUUCCUGUCCAGCUUAGCCAUUAACCCAUCCCAUUCACGGAUUUGCAUCCACAUCCCUCUCAUACUUCAUUCUGAUUGCUCUCUCUCAAACAUGAAUCUGGUUAGCUACCAUUGGUAUUAUUGUAAUCUGCUCCAUGAGACCAACAGUAUUUUCAGUCUCUUGAAAAGACUUGUGACAUAUGAGGCAAUUCUAUGCACAAGGAGAUGCCAUAAACAGAUUUCUAUCCUCGUAAUUGAUAAAUAGAAAAUGGGGCUGAUUCAUUAUCAAAUAAUUCCAGGCCCCAGAUAGGUGAGAUGUAGAACACUCUACCCUCUUCACCCUCCCAUGAAAUACCUUUGAGGAAAGUAUGGGAUAGAUACGCAGUCAAACUUCUAUUACAGUUCUUUGCAGCUCUUCCUAGGCAGAUAGAGCGCGGGUUGAUGACUAUUCUCAAACCAGAUAGUCCCAGGCAGAACACACAGAUAAUGAGAUCAGUGAGAAGGUGAGAGAAGAAUCUGGAAAUGAUGGUGUUCUCAUGUAGCUUGCAGCUUGAUGUUCUCAGGUUGGAUCAGGAAGUUACAGUCAUAAAUAAGCACUCAUGCAAAAGCUCUUAUUAAUUUAAAUGAUGGGUCUAACAGAGUCUGUAAUCUUGAGCAUUAAUAUCAAGAAGCAGCUGUCCUAUUUCCUGCCAUCAUGUCCUGAACAAGUGAGGAAUGAUAUAUUUGCAAAUGUUAAGUGCAUUGAAUUCAAAUGAGAAAGUCUGCUCUGAGGUUGAAGGACAAUGGGUGACGAUGAUCAUCAUCAGAAGCCUGGGUGGAAGGUAUGAAGAUCCUGAGAUGCCCAGUCGUCAAGAUCCCCCUCUCAGCCUCACCGGUGUAGUCCAAAGGAAAGCUUAUGAAGCAAUAUGUCUGACACUAGCUUGCUGCAGGAGCUGCCGGAAGGAUGUUCGCUGAUGUCCAGCUGCCUUAGCGGCUCCACUCCGGAUUUGCUGUCUUGGCUUACUCCCAUUGCCUUCAUCUCUCCCAAGGCUGUCCACAAGGCAGUGGAGAUAUUUACCCAUAGCUGGGGAUCUGGUUCACGAGCACCAGGGUGUGUCCACAAACCGGUGGGCCUGUGUGCUACGUGUGCGGGGGCCAGACCUCCUCCCCGUCCUCUAUAGUUCAGCCUGAGUCCGAAGGGGGUUCAAUUUCCACAUGUCACCAGUGAGGAGGCACUACGUGAGGCUUGCUGUUGGAGAUGCUAUGGACUGGCAAGGAGAGACUUACACAUUCAUUUCUCCUUUUUGUAAGACUGCUAGCCAGUGGAGGAAACUGAAAGUGAGAGCGACAAGCAUGGCCCAGUACAUUACCACACUAGAUGCAUCUCAACAACCAUUUUGACAGCAUAGUGUUCCUUAAAUAAUUGAUGGAUAAUUAUGAAACAUUGAUAUAUUUUAAUGGUUGACUAUCUCUUGUUCUCAGGGUUACAUGAUCUGCUGUUUCAACAGUAAGUAUUGCAUAAUCUUAACAAAUACCUUGGAGAACCUGAUUGUGUCUUCUCCCAAGUUUGUUUCACAAUAAAGUGCUCUCUCUGCUAUUCUGAAAAGUCAACUUUCUGAGUGUUACUCAAAGCUUAUUUUGUAGCCUGGGGAGAGUACGCACUCAGGAUCACAAAUA